AUGUCCAGCGAUGCCGAGCCGGGUGAAGACCACCAUAUGUAUCAGUUUCAGAACAGGAUGGGGCAAGAUAGGCAUCUUCAAAACAUAAUUGACCAUACUAAUACUCUAUUCCCGGACCGUCGCUAUCAACUAUCUCAAUUGAAUCCUUUGGGAGGUGCUAAUGGGAAUGGGAUGUUUAUGAACCAACUGGGUAACUUUCAGGACGAUGAUCAAGACCUAGAUAUAUUUGACCGCAACCUAUUGGGGCACUCGCAGAGAUUUUUUCACCCCCCAAACUCGGAGCGCCGUGAACCUCGUCUUUCGUUGCCAAAUACUAAUACCCCCAAUCAAUCGCGACGAGGGGUGGGCGAUGCUAGUCAUCAUUUUAGGCCGAUUCCGAUGCGGGACUUCAGCCAUCGAUCUCCAUUCUCGAAUGACCUGGCGCUUAUAGGAGGAAUUGAGCCAAGUCCAGCCUCCCAAUCUAUUCUCAACAGGGACGGUUCUCGUAGGAUUGGCGAAUUACAACCUGGAGCGCAGGUGGUUACACCCCCUUUUUACUCUGCAUCUAGCCAAAUCCCAAGCCUCGAAAGUCCAUUUACAAGCAGUUCUCCGACACUGGUUGGCGGAUCUAGUCCUUCCACACGCCUCAGCCUCAAGCAAGCAGCAAAGGUCAAUGGCAAUCCUCUUGUAAAACAGAAGAAGGCGAGCAACCUCAAAUUGACCCUCGAGCAUGCCCCAGACGAGCCACCCGUCCUAAACGGUACUCGCCUUAUUAACCCCGGAGAGGUGCUACCUGAUAAAUUCCGUACUGUUUUCCCGUAUGAACUCUUCAAUGUUAUCCAGUCCAAGUGCUUUCCACUCGUAUACGGCACAAAUGACAACGUUGUAGUUUCUGCUCCCACGGGGUCUGGAAAGACGGCCAUUCUAGAAAUGGCUAUUUGCAAACUUAUCAUGGCCCCUGGUAGUGACAAUGCUAAGAUUGUCUACCAAGCACCUACGAAGUCCCUGUGCUCGGAGCGUGCAAAAGACUGGGAAAAGAAGUUCAGCCAUAUGAAUAUACGAUGUGUCGAACUUACUGGCGAUACUUCACAAGCGCAGGCGAGUCGAGUGGGUAAUGCGUCAAUCAUCGUAACUACCCCAGAGAAGUGGGAUUCUAUUACGAGGAAGUGGUCGGAUCACCGAAAGCUUUUAGAGAUGGUUCGUCUAGUCCUCAUCGAUGAGGUGCAUAUUUUGAAGGACGCUCGCGGCGCUACCUUGGAAGCCGUUGUCUCGCGUAUGAAAACGAUCGGAGCGAAUGUCCGCUUCGUCGCCUUGAGUGCUACUAUCCCUAAUAUUGGAGAUAUUGCAAGAUGGCUCGGUCGGGAUUACUCAAACCAACAAGAACCAGCCAGGGCCGAAGCUUUUGGCGAAGAAUUGAGACCGGUCAAAUUACAACGAUAUGUCUAUGGAUACGGCUCCUAUCAGAAUGAUUUCAUAUUUGACAAGUCGCUUGAUGGGAAGUUGAUUAUGCUCCUUUCAAAGCACUCACAGAAGAAGCCAAUCAUGAUUUUCUGUUUCACGCGAAAGUCAUGUGAGGUUACCGCUAGAAGAUUGGUGGAGUGGUGGUCGACUUGCAAAGCGGAGGAUAAGGCCUGGCCCGCACCGACGCGAAGGGUUCCUGUCAUAAAUACGUCGCUUCAAGAGAUUGUGCGGCAUGGUGUUGCUUUUCACCACGCGGGCCUUGACGCCCAGGAUAGAUCGGCAGUAGCGCAAAACUUCCUUGAGGGUCAAAUCCAUGUCAUCUGUUGCACGUCUACAUUGGCGGUUGGGGUGAAUCUUCCAUGUCAUACGGUGGUAUUAAAAGGGACGACGGGCUACACAGACGAUAAAGCCCAAGAAUAUUCGGACUUGGAAGUUAUGCAAAUGCUUGGCCGUGCUGGUCGCCCACAGUUUGAUGAUAGCGCCGUGGCUAUAAUUAUGACUAAAACGGCGAAUGUUGAUCGAUACAAGAAAAUGAUGUCUGGAGAAGAGACACUGGAGAGUACACUUCAUCGAAAUUUGGUGGAACACCUAAACUCCGAGAUUAGCUUGGGAACUAUUCAAGAUGUGCAGACGGCCAAGAAAUGGAUUGGAGGUACAUUUCUAAGCGUACGAGUGCGUCAGUCUCCCUCGCUGUACCAUCUUCAAGAUGCUCGUAACGCUGAAGACGCCGAUAAGAGGAUGGAGGAAUGGUGCGAGCGAGAUGUGAAGCUACUGCAAGAGUGUGGCUUGAUCACAAAGCAAGCACCAUUCAAAUGUACGGAAUAUGGACAUGCGAUGUCUAGGUAUAUGAUCAACAUCGAGACGAUGAAACUGUUAUUAUCUAUGCCUCGAGGGGCAGGACUCGAGGAAAUUCUCACCACGCUCUGUAAAGCUGCCGAGUUAAAAGACUUCCGCUUUAAACCUGACGAACGGGCUUUGUUUCGGGAACUAAACAAGUCUCCAUUCAUCCUUCACCCAAUCAAGGAGACGGUGAAUCAGAAUUGGCACAAGGUCUUCCUCGUGGCCCAGGUCUUUCUCGGCGGUGUAGAGUUGCCGCACGAAAAGGGAUCCGGUCUCAUGAAGUUCAAAAUCGGGGCAGAGAAAUCCGCCAUAUUUGAUAGACUGAACCGUCUAGUACGCUGCUUCGUGGACUGCCGAGUGUUUGAUGGUGAUGGUUAUAGCACGAAAGCUGGCCUCGAGCUAGCACGUGCUCUCUCUGCAAAUUCGUGGGACAAUAAACCGUCGCAGCUUUCUCAGAUUCCAGGGCUGGGGCCGGUAAUGAUACGAAAGUGGGUGAGUAAUGGAGUCCAUACAGUAUUGGGGUUGGCCGAUAGAGAUUUCAACGAGAUCGAGCGCGUUUCAAGCAGGAAUCCUCCGUAUGGUAUGAAUAUGUUGAAAACAUUGGAGAACUUCCCCCGCCUGGACAUGAAGACCCAUCUCGUUGCUAGUAUCCCACGACAGUCACAACCCGAAGAUAGUGUGACGGUAACGUUGAAGGUCAACCUCUGCUAUCGAAAUGCGAAGGGUGUGCCGAUAUGGAACCAUAAAGUGCCGGCAGCGACGUUCUUCGUUCUCACUACCGAUGGGUGUCUCGCAUACUUUUGGCGCGGGAACCUGAGGAAGAUUGAGAAAUCUACUGGCUUAGACCUGAAGUUUCCCGUCUCACUUAGUGGUCCAGACCAGAAGGUCUCUUGUUACUUCGGCUGCGAAGAGAUUGUCGGAACUCAGGUUGUGAAGGAACUGGACCCUGAUAUACCGAAGACUGCAUGGAAGGAAAGGAAGGCCCAAGUGAUUAACUGCCAGGCGCCCGCCACUAUCUUAGACGAUGAUAUGGAUUAUGAUGAUCUUUCAGAUGAAGAGAUUCUCAGCGCUACUUUGGCUCUAGCUAACGGGGCUGACGAGAUGGGAUCGUCGGAAUACCCAGGACCGUUAGAUGAUGCCGAAGAAGAGUAUCCCUUGAUCGACCAUGUUCUAUCGCAGGAAGCAAGCCUUUCGACAUUUGAACCUGCCAAGAUGGAUAACGGAAAAUGGAUGUGCAAUCAUCGUUGCCGCAAUGGCGGCUCUACCUCAUCCGGCAAGCCCUGCACCCAUAAAUGUUGCCACGAAGGGAUAAAUAGGUUUCGGCCGCCACCGCAGGAUAAGAAAAAGAAGAAGAAUCAGAAAGAAGUAGGGAAUAAUGUGCCCAAAGAAGAAGAUUCUACCUCUGGAUUCUCAACGCAACAAGCACAAGUCUCGGGGGCUGCCGGAGAUAUCAAGACCAAUAAGGACAGAGGGAAGGGAGUCGCGAGACCUGCGACUAAUCAUAUCUCCCAGCAACGACAUACUACCACGGGCCAACCUAUGGCUGGGAAGUCCGAUGCCAAUCUACCAAAUGUGAAGAGGAAGCGCUCUGCGGAAGCCAACAAAGGAGCGAUGCUUAAGAAGCGAAGUAAAACUAAAGAGCAUACUUCGGACAUAGACGCCCUGUCGGAUAUUGAAUGUAUUGACCUCUCUACGAUGUCGCCCGAAACCGAGACCGAGCACUUGCCGUCGUUAACGCUUGGCACCCACGGGAUGAAAAAAUCCCAACGUCCUUUUGACAUGCCCAAGGGGGUAGUUAACAGCACUCUACCUGUUAUGAGUGCAUUUAGCGGCCAUGGGGAACCCAAGUUAUCCAACUCGCUGUUUAGUGGAGCUCUCGGUGCUCAUGAUGGGGUCUGUGCGAAUAUGAGAUAUGACUCUGACAUGCAAUAUGAUAGUGACGUUUUUGAGAAUGACGACGAACUUCCUGAUAUAGAGAGUAUUAUUCGCCUUAGCAAAUCUAAAGAUGUUAGCAAACUUCAGACGAUGAGGAAGGAUGAAACGCUUUAUCCAGGUGUUGUUGAGACCUUGAAAGAAAGCAUGGAUUCUGGUCGGUCACCUAAUCUCAGCUUUACCACCGUUAAUGAGUUGCAGAAGGCAUCUGAUCGUUUCGAUUUGCCUUCAGCUAGUCUUUCAGGCCAAGAAACAUAUUUGUUAUCAGGAUCAACAGAAUGGAAACCAACAAAAAUGGGAUCAAGUUCGCCAUGGCUAGAGUCGCUGGAGAAUUCAAGCGGAAUCACCCCGGCCUCCACUGCCCUGGAACCCCUGGCUCGCCAACCACUUCCCAUUGACUCGGGCCCUUCCGAAGCGUGUGAGAACGAAGAGCUCUCUUCGGACUGCGACUCAAAUGAGCCAAAUUGGCUCUCAGAAUUUGACCCCGCGCUUAUUAACAGUCUUCGUGGCUGUGCGAAUUUCGUGGACUAGCUAUUCGUCUGCCGGGGGAUACAGUUGGAAGGUGGGGGUAAUUCCUUGAGGAAAUAUUUGCUGAUUUUUGCGACUGAUUUAAUGGCGUGGACAUCCGCUUAAGGAUGGUCUAAAGACAUAACAAGGGGUUAUUUGUUAUGGAGAAACUUACAUCCUCCGGUAUUGCUGACAUGUGUCAAGUUAAAGCGUAAGAUUUGCUGAACCCUUAGCCAAUAUACACGAUUGCUUUCAGUCGACGGUUCUGGUCAUGUUUCGUACCUGCUACUUUAGCAGGGUCUGGGGGGUUUACAGGGGUUUACAGCUCGUGCUCCGCCAGUCUUAACC
Molecule: messenger RNA, 5067 nt
Organism: Hypoxylon trugodes
Lineage: Eukaryota; Fungi; Ascomycota; Sordariomycetes; Xylariales; Hypoxylaceae
Product: P-loop containing nucleoside triphosphate hydrolase protein
Exons: 4
Coding region: 1-4743 (1580 amino acids)
Molecular function (GO): nucleic acid binding; ATP binding
Source: RefSeq, a predicted model, not a curated record